CAGAUGUUAAAUGGAGAAAGAAAUCCGCAAAAACUUCACCCGCCUCUUCUCUCCUCUCUCUUCUCUCUCUCUUCAGUCGCCACGUUUCUCUCUCCCAUUCAAUGCCGGACGGAAACGAAUCGACCUGAGAUUCCGAAUCCGUCUCCUUUCCUCGUAACUCAAACCGGACGACUCGUCAACAGUGUCGGCGAUGUUAGGACGAGACGAAGAACUGGCCCGUACUACGAACGGGAGAGGGAGUCUGGCCUCCACAAGUCACCGGAGUUUGGCCGGAGCUUCGAAAAGUUUCAGAGAUGCGUUUGUUCCUCCGACGGACGAGGUUUUCGGGAGAAGCGACCGGAGGGAAGAAGACGACGUGGAGCUCCGGUGGGCGGCGCUUGAGAGACUGCCGACUUACGAUAGACUGCGAAAAGGGAUGUUGCCGCAACAAACGGCGGUCGACGGGAAGAUUGGGCUGGAGGAAGUCGACCUCGCGAAUCUCGCACCUAAGGAGAAGAAACAUCUCAUGGAAAUGAUUCUGAAAUUCGUCGAGGAAGACAACGACAAGUUUCUCCGUCGACUGAGAGAAAGAACAGACAGAGUGGGAAUCGAAGUUCCGAAGAUUGAAGUAAGGUAUGAGAAUAUAUCAGUGGAAGGAGAUGUGCGUAGUGCAAGCAGAGCUCUUCCUACUCUCUUCAACGUCACUUUGAAUACAAUUGAGAGCAUUCUUGGACUCUUCCACCUCCUUCCAUCUAAAAAGAGGAAGAUUCAGAUACUCAAAAACAUCACUGGCAUUGUCAAACCAUCAAGGAUGACCUUACUACUUGGUCCACCAAGUUCAGGGAAAACAACUUUGUUACAAGCUUUGGCUGGAAAGCUCGAUGACACCCUCCAGAUAUCAGGGAGGAUAACUUACUGUGGUCAUGAGUUUGGCGAGUUUGUUCCUCAAAAGACGUGUGCUUACAUUAGUCAGCACGACCUUCACUUUGGAGAGAUGACUGUGAGAGAGACACUGGACUUCUCGGGACGAUGUCUUGGCGUUGGGACUCGGUACCAGCUGCUUACUGAGCUCUCAAGGAGGGAGAGAGAAGCUGGAAUAAAGCCAGACCCUGAAAUUGAUGCAUUCAUGAAAUCCAUCGCCAUAUCAGGCCAGGAGACUAGCUUGGUUACAGACUAUGUACUUAAGAUACUUGGUCUUGACAUCUGUGCUGACAUACUCGUUGGGGAUGUCAUGAGACGUGGUGUGUCUGGUGGACAAAGGAAGCGUCUAACGACAGGAGAGAUGUUGGUCGGACCAGCGACAGCUCUAUUCAUGGAUGAGAUAUCAACAGGGUUGGAUAGUUCCACAACGUUCCAAAUCUGCAAGUUCAUGAGGCAAUUAGUUCAUAUCUCGGAUGUUACGAUGAUCAUCUCGCUUCUACAACCUGCACCAGAGACAUUUGAGCUCUUCGACGACAUUAUCCUGCUCUCAGAGGGUCAAGUUGUCUACCAGGGCCCAAGGGACAACGUUCUUGAGUUCUUUGAGUACACGGGGUUCCAGUGUCCUGAAAGAAAAGGUGUUGCAGAUUUUCUUCAAGAAGUUACGUCUAAGAAAGACCAAGAACAGUAUUGGAACAGGAGAGAACAGCCUUACAGCUAUGUCUCAGUGAGUGAUUUCUCAAGCGGAUUCAACUCUUUUCACACAGGGCAACAACUUGCUUCAGAUAUCAGGGAUCCUUACGACAAAGCUAAAACCCAUCCUGCUGCACUGGUGACACAAAAGUACGGUAUAUCAAACCGGGAGCUGUUCAAGGCAUGCUUUGAUAGAGAAUGGCUGCUCAUGAAACGAAACUCCUUUGUCUAUGUGUUCAAGACCGUCCAGAUUACCAUCAUGUCCUUGAUCGCCAUGACGGUCUAUUUCAGGACAGAGAUGCACGUAGGCACGGUGCCAGAUGGUCAAAAGUUUUUUGGUGCUCUGUUUUUCAGCUUGAUCAAUGUGAUGUUUAAUGGAAUGGCUGAACUAGCAUUCACGGUGAUGAGGCUCCCGGUUUUCUACAAGCAGAGGGACUUCUUGUUCUAUCCUCCGUGGGCUUUCGCCUUACCAGCUUGGCUUCUGAAGAUUCCGUUGUCUCUUAUCGAAUCAGGAAUAUGGAUCGUUCUUACAUACUACACCAUCGGUUUCGCUCCUUCUGCUGCAAGGUUUUUCCGGCAGUUGCUUGCAUACUUCUGUGUGAACCAGAUGGCCCUUUCAUUGUUUAGAUUCCUUGGAGCCGUUGGAAGAACAGAAGUAAUCUCCAACUCGGCCGGGACCUUCACAUUGCUUAUUGUAUUUGUUCUUGGAGGCUUCAUUAUUGCUAAAGAUGAUAUCCCGUCAUGGUUGACUUGGGCCUAUUAUAUAUCCCCAAUGAUGUAUGGACAGACUGCUAUUGUCAUGAAUGAGUUUCUGGAUGAACGAUGGGGCGCGCCCAACACUGAUACUCGCAUCGACGCCAAAACAGUAGGAGAAGUCCUCCUAAAGAGCCGAGGCUUCUUUACAGAGCCAUAUUGGUUUUGGAUCUGUAUCGUGGCUCUACUUGGGUUUUCUUUGUUGUUCAAUCUCUUUUACAUAAUAGCCUUGAUGUAUCUGAACCCUCUCGGUAACUCCAAAGCUACAGUUGUGGAAGAAAGUAAAAACAAACAGAAAGGGAAUAACCGUGGAGUAGAAGGUUCUCUUGUGGAACUCAAUAGUCGUUCAAGUAAUGGGCCAAAGAGAGGAAUGGUUUUACCUUUCCAGCCACUUUCUCUUGCAUUCAACAAUGUGAACUACUACGUGGACAUGCCUGCAGAAAUGAAGGCUCAAGGAGUUGAAGGCGAUCGCCUACAGUUACUAAGAGAAGUUGGUGGAGCUUUCAGGCCAGGCAUAUUGACUGCAUUGGUCGGUGUAAGUGGUGCGGGCAAGACAACCUUAAUGGAUGUCUUGGCCGGGAGGAAAACAGGUGGCUACGUGGAAGGGAGUAUUAGCAUAUCUGGUUACCCAAAGAACCAAGCAACAUUUGCUCGGGUCACUGGUUACUGUGAACAGAACGAUAUACAUUCUCCACAUGUGACCGUUUACGAAUCCCUCAUUUAUUCAGCCUGGCUUCGUCUCUCCGCCGAUAUAGAUGCCAAAGCACGAGAGAUGUUUGUUGAAGAAGUGAUGGAGUUGGUGGAGCUAAAACCUCUAAGAAACUCUAUAGUUGGUCUCCCUGGAGUAGAUGGUCUUUCAACAGAACAGAGGAAGAGGCUCACUAUUGCAGUUGAAUUGGUAGCUAACCCAUCUAUAAUCUUCAUGGACGAGCCUACAUCUGGUCUUGACGCAAGAGCUGCAGCCAUUGUUAUGCGUACUGUUAGAAACACCGUUGAUACAGGGAGAACUGUUGUUUGUACCAUUCACCAGCCCAGCAUCGACAUUUUCGAAUCCUUUGAUGAGCUUCUGUUGAUGAAACGAGGAGGCCAAGUUAUAUAUGCUGGAAGCUUAGGGCAUCACUCACAAAAACUCAUUGAAUACUUUGAGGCAGUUGAAGGGGUUCCAAAGAUCAAGGAAGGAUUUAAUCCUGCGACGUGGAUGCUUGACGUAACCACUCCAUCAAUGGAGUCACAGUUGAAAAUGGACUUUGCUAAAAUAUUCACUAACUCCUCUCUUUCUCGGAGAAAUCAGGAAGUCAUCAAAGAGCUUAGUACUCCACCACCAGGAUCAAACGAUCUCUACUUCCCAACCAAGUACUCGCAACCGUUUUCAACUCAAACCAAAGCUUGCUUCUGGAAACAGUACUGGUCUUACUGGAGACAUCCUCAGUACAAUGCCAUCCGGUUUCUCAUGACAACAGUGGCUGUAGAAAUCAUCUACAACGCUCUACAAACCGGAGUCUACACGCUAAUCCUUUACUCAAUGAUAGGAUACGACUGGACUGUGGCCAAAUUCCUCUGGUUCUACUACUACAUGCUCACGAGCUUCAUCUACUUCACGCUAUACGGUAUGAUGCUUGUGGCCUUGACACCAAACUAUCAAGUCGCUGGAAUCUGCAUGUCCUUCUUCCUCAGUCUCUGGAAUCUCUUCUCCGGUUUCCUCAUCCCUAGACCGCAAAUACCGAUAUGGUGGAGAUGGUACUACUGGGCAACACCAGUGGCUUGGACACUGUACGGAAUCAUCACGUCUCAAGUAGGAGACAGGGAUCCGAUGGUGCAGAUCGCUGGUGUUGGAGACACGAGUCUCAAAACGUUGCUCAAAGAUGGGUUCGGGUUCGAACAUGACUUCCUACCUGUUGUAGCCGCUGUCCACAUCGUAUGGAUCCUGCUCUUUGUCUUUGUGUUUGCUUAUGGUAUCAAGUUCCUCAACUUUCAAAGAAGGUGAAGAAUCCUUUUGUAGAAUAGAGUUGAAUUAGAUUAGUGUUGCAAGUUGUUGAAUUCAUGUAAAUUUUCUUUGAAUUAUAUAUAUAUAUAUAUAUAUAUAUCCUUUUGUAUUAUUUUGUUUCCAAGUUACAAAUGAUACUUUAAUAUGAUUUUUUUCUUUUUUUAGAAUGAUUAAUACCUAUUGGGUAUAUUCUAUAUUCUCUAA
This is a messenger RNA of Thlaspi arvense, 4531 nucleotides long. The record is from the annotation of a GenBank genome assembly. Lineage: Eukaryota; Viridiplantae; Streptophyta; Magnoliopsida; Brassicales; Brassicaceae.